Cryphonectria parasitica EP155 is the source of this 1746-nucleotide messenger RNA. Its product is annotated as amidohydrolase 3. The transcript is spliced from 5 exons. Bases 1 to 1746 code for a protein of 581 amino acids. Lineage: Eukaryota; Fungi; Ascomycota; Sordariomycetes; Diaporthales; Cryphonectriaceae. The record is from RefSeq and is a predicted model, not a curated record. Gene Ontology annotation, molecular function: hydrolase activity, acting on carbon-nitrogen (but not peptide) bonds.
AUGUUUUCUCUCUCCCUCAGGGUGGGCCUCUGGUCAUCCCUGCUUGCUGCUGUGGACUCGUCAAGUCAGACGUACUGCUACUCAGGAGGCAUCACAGCUCGAUUUUCUGCUGAGUCUCCUGCAGCUACGUGUUUCACAGUGGUGGACGGUGUAUUCGUCGACGUCUUCGCGCCGAAGUCGGAGCUGCCUGUCGAGGCUCGGCAUGGCCAUGUAAUCCCAGGUCUAUGGGAUGGACAUGGCCAUCUCGCGGCUUAUGGUGAAUUCUUGCAUUCCGUCGACCUGUUCGGCGCUUCGUCCAUAAUUGAUGUGCAUACCAGGCUGGCCACGUACCUGUCCACGCACGAGGGAGUGGGCGGCCGGGAAGAUUGGAUCAGAGGUAUAGGGUGGGACCAGAUGGCUUUGGGUGAGAUGCCCACUGCGGCAAUGCUGGAGAGUGAUGACCGCUUCAAAGGUCUCUAUAUCAUGCUGGACCGGGUGGACGUUCACUGCGUUUGGGUCUCACAGGCUGUUCUCGACCUUCUUCCCACAGAGCUGCCAGACAUUCCUGGAGGAGAAAUCGUUCGAGACCCGGGCAUGGGCGUGUUCUGCGACAACGCCAUGGAUGUUGUGAUGAGGCUUUGGCCGCGGCCGGACAACACCAAGAGGACAGCAUUCCUCAAGUCUGCCAUGGAGAGUCUGCACUCCUUUGGUCUGGUAGGGAUGCACGACGCUGGCGUGAAUCCUGAGGAGCUGCGCCUGUAUAGGGAGCUUGCUGACACCGAGGACUGGACGUUGCGGGUAUACGCAAUGAUCGAGUGCAAGGAGCGCAAUACAUUCUGCCCAGACCAUGUGUCGGCGUAUGCAGAUGGAGCUGGGUUCUUCAGUGUCAAGAGCGUGAAGCUUUUUGCUGAUGGAGCUCUAGGCAGCUGGGGCAGUGCAAUGAUCGACCCAUACUCCGACCGCCCAGAUACGACCGGCUCCCUCCUUGUAAACGCCUCCACCCUCACAGCACUCGCCAAGUCAUGGUCAUCUGAGGGCUACCAGGUUAAUAUCCACGCGAUCGGCGACCUCGCCAACCGGCUUGCCAUUGACGCUCUCGAGGCCGCGCUCCAAGAUCUUUGUUCAUCCUCCUCCUCCUCCUCCUCCUCCUCCUCCUCCUCGUCGUCGUCGUCGUCGUCGUCGUCGUCGUCGUCGUCGGAUGGGGUUCUCUCCACCUGUCAGGCGCAGCACCGUUUUCGCAUUGAACACGCGCAGACGAUUCAUCCCGCCGACCAGCAGCGUAUGAGAAGCCUCGGCAUUCUGCCCUCGGUGCAGCCGACGCACGCGACGAGCGACAUGAAGUACGCAGAGCUCCGUCUAGGCAAGGAGCGGCUCGCGUCCGAGGCCUACAGGAUGCGCUCGCUGCGCGAGGCGGGGCUAGUGCUAGGGAGUGAUUUCCCCGUGGAGCCACCGAACCCGUUUGGAGGGAUCUAUGCGGCAGUGGCAAGGCGAGACCCGCACACAGGCUUGGGGGCGGAUGGGAAGACCAAGCAGAGCUGGUACCCAGAAGAGGCUCUGAGCCUGCAGGAGGCGCUGAUAGGCUUCUCGGAAGGACCGGCAUACGGGGCGUUUCUGGAGGGGCGGGCGGGCGUCAUUCAGCCUGGUGCGUGGGCGGAUUGGGUGGUGCUGGACAGGCCCUUGGAGCAGCUUGACGUUGAGGCACUGCGGGUGCUGAAGGUCAAGGAGACCUGGGUGGGCGGCAAGCGAGUUUUUGCGAGGGAUGCAUGA